ACGUCAAAGCGCUAUUUAAAAAUGGUUGUCUCUGUGAUCAUACACAAACAAUAAACAGUGGACUUUUUUCACUCAAUUUAGAUAUUAAACAAACAAAAUACAGACCGGAAACAAUGAACAAUAAAUCGAUGAAACCUUUAAGUAGUUAAUGUAAUUAAUGUUAGUCCGUACAGUGUCGAAUAUAUUUGAAACGAUGGCCUAAUUUUCUCGAGUGGCAGCGGAGCGCAAGAAAUAUAAUCCGAGUAAAACAACAACUAAACGAACCGCAGAGACUGAAUCAUUUUGCAGCAAUCGCCAAUACUGUCACAUUCCAAUAGAAGUAAAUCCCAAACUCACGAUUGCUUUUCCGCGGACGAUAAAAACUUACAUCCUUUCAAUGACGAUGAACAAGAUCCUGUUGGUAUUGAUUGUUGCCAGCGGUUUUCUUCUGAUAUUCUACGCCAACAAUGACAUUUUGACGAGAAAGAAAUUGUUUAGCUUAUUCCAGUCGGACUACGGACACAACAGUGCAUCCAAUCAUAAUGAAACGACAAAUUCAGAUAUACGGCGAGUUAAAUAUGUACCGAAAAAUGCGACCGAAUACAACAUAUUUGUGAUAUAUACGCAUGAGACGUUCGUAUUGAAAACGAAAUUCGAGCUGUUCUUGAAGAGCUUACUGAAGUACGCGAGCAUACCGUUGCAUCUUCACAUAGUCACGGAUGAACGAAGUGAAUUGUCUGUCGAGGAUGUGCUGAAGAAGGAAAUAAACGAAUACAAAAGGGUGGUCUUUUACACGCUGUACAAUAUGGCAGAUAAUGCUGCUAAAAUUAGUGAUAUUUCGAAGGCAAUGAUGCCUCAUUUCAACUCAAAUCCUGGUUCAUACUACAGUGAUGCCUUAUUUUAUCUAUCACUUGGCUUGCAUCGGAUUGUCGAUCCCAAUAUGAGCAAAGCAAUUUUAAUUGACUGUGAUGUGGUUUUUCGUAGUGAUGUAAAGCGGUUAUUUGACGAAUUUGAAAGAUUCUCAACGGAAAAUCUGUUCGGACUGGCACCGGAACUAACGCCUGUCUAUCGACACAUACUGUACAAAUAUCGCAGAUUCAAUCCGAACACGAAUUUUGGUAAUCCAUACUACCCGAAUUCAAAAUCGAAAUCGAAACGGCGUAAGAAGAAGCACGGCUACCCCGGCCUGAAUUCCGGCGUUGUGAUGCUCAAUUUUGAUAAAAUUCGAAAUUCGAAAUUGUUCCAAGAAAAUUUAAAGGCCGAAAAUGUGAAUCGUAUCGCGAAAAAGUAUUGGUUUAAGGGCCAUUUGGGUGAUCAGGAUUACUACACAUUGCUGGGCUAUGAAUUUCCCAGUUUAAUUUAUCGCUUGGACUGUAUUUGGAAUCGGCAGCUGUGCACGUGGUGGAAAACUCAUGGGUACAGUGAGAUUUUCGAUGCAUUUUUCCAUUGCGAAGGUAAAGUGCGACUGUAUCAUGGUAAUUGUAAUACUCGCGUACCCGAAUGAUAUGUGCAAUAGUUUCAGUCGGAUAGUCUACAGGAAAGAUCUGAGUCUCUGUUCUUACAGUCGGAUGACGGAUUGUUGUGUGAGUGGCUAGAACCCGAAGUAGAUAACUGUCUCUCUUUAAGAUGCUCGAUCU
This is a messenger RNA of Bradysia coprophila, 1616 nucleotides long. It is a transcript of the gene Xxylt, whose product is annotated as Xyloside xylosyltransferase. NCBI's taxonomy places the organism in Eukaryota, Metazoa, Arthropoda, Insecta, Diptera, Sciaridae. Gene Ontology annotation, biological process: protein O-linked glycosylation via N-acetylgalactosamine. Gene Ontology annotation, molecular function: xylosyl alpha-1,3-xylosyltransferase activity. Gene Ontology annotation, cellular component: endoplasmic reticulum membrane. The record is from RefSeq and is a predicted model, not a curated record.